AUGAAGUCCUUUUCGCUGCUUCCUCUAGCAGCAAUUGCUGCGGCCCUUGUCAUUCCCGAUGCCGAAACUGCUCAAUCGCUACGAUUGCAGCUUCAAGAUUCUAAGCCCCAAUCGAUAUGGGAUAGUCUGCCUAGUGCAGACCAGAUCUGGGCAGAUGCUGAAGAGCGUGUAGAGCAGGUUGUAGGAUGUGCCAAGCAUAAGGUGGAAAACGUUGUUGAUACUGUGUACGAGACGACGGUCAAGUACGACAAUCAGUUCCGAACCGCCUUUGCUGGUGAUGAAUGGCUGGCUAGCAAGCAAGAUAAGAAGAGUCCUGAAGACCAUCCACCUCAUCACGGUCCUCCUCACGAUGGCCCCCCACAUCACGGUCCUCCCGAUCAUCACGGCCCUCAUCACCCCCACCAUGGACCACCAAAUCAGACAGUAUACCAAUUGAUUGCAGAGAGCAAAUACACUACCAGGCUCGCCAAGCUGAUCAACGAAUACCCUGACUUGGUUGAAAUGCUCAACGGCACCAAGGCCAACUUCACCGUCUUUGCUCCAACUGACCAAGCUUUCGAGAAGAUCCCCAAGCACGCACCUAAGCCGUCAAAGGAGCAGCUAAAGCAUAUUCUGUCAUACCAUGUCUCACCUGAGUUCUACCCUGCUGGGCGAGUAUUGGUCACCCGCACUAUCCCUACUGCCCUAGGUGCAGAGUUCAUUCAUGCUCCACAGAGACUGUCUACUCAGGUCAGCUUCAGAGGCCUCACCGUCAACUUCUACGCCCGCAUCAUCGCUGUCAACAUUUUCGGCACCAAUGGUGUGAUUCAUGGAAUCGACUCUAUCCUUCUACCACCUCCCAAGGUCGCUGACAUCAUCACCUCCUUCCCUGGUGAAUUUAGCACCCUUGAGCUUGCUCUAUACAAGACUGGUCUAUUCCCAGCAUUCAACGAUACUAAGACACACCAUGGGGGCACACUCUUCGCUCCUUCCAACUUUGCUUUCCAGAAGCUUGGUCCACGAAUCAAUGCCUUCCUCUUUAGCGAACAUGGUCUCAAGUACCUUAAGGCACUUAUUGAGUAUCAUGGUGCACCUGACGUCACUCUUUACUCCGAUGCCAUCUACAAGCACAAGGAAGACUCUGAGAGCUUCCCAGACCAUCGUAUUCCAAAGGGAAUCUACCAUAUUGACCUGGAAACCGGUCUAAAGGGUAAGAGCUUGAGUGUUGAUAUUGCUCGCUAUGGACGCUUGAUCGAGAUCAAGAUUAACGGCUUCAACCGUGUGGCUGUCAGUGACGGCAUUGCUGCUGAUGGUGUCAUCCAUGUAGUGAACAGUGUUCUCAUCCCACCAAAGGAGCCUGGUAUGGUCUCGCUUGAGGCCGACGAUACUCUGACCGUCGAAGAGCUCAAGGCAGCCCUUGCACCAUUUGUCGACCAGAUUGAGGAAGGAAAAUCUGGUUGGGAACUAUGA
Messenger RNA from Lithohypha guttulata, 1449 nucleotides. RefSeq lists its product as uncharacterized. Lineage: Eukaryota; Fungi; Ascomycota; Eurotiomycetes; Chaetothyriales; Trichomeriaceae. Bases 1 to 1449 code for a protein of 482 amino acids. Gene Ontology annotation, cellular component: fungal-type vacuole membrane. The transcript has a single exon. Gene Ontology annotation, biological process: macroautophagy. The record is from RefSeq and is a predicted model, not a curated record.